AUGGCAGUGCCCUGGGAGAAAUAUUUCCGACUGGCCUUGCAAGAGAAACUGUCUACGAAGAUCCAGGGGCAGAAUGUGGACCACGUCCCACCGCCACUGCUGCGUCUCUUGGAGAAGAGGCAGGAACUGGUGGAUGCGGACCAGGGCCUUCAGGCCCAGAAGGAGGUGUUCCAGACUAUGCAGGCAUCCCUGAAACAGCGGUGGGAACAAUUGGAACAGAAAGAGCAGGAGUUAAAGGGGUCCUUUGUCCGCUUUGAAAAGUUUUUGCAGGAUGCGGAGGCCCGGCGCAGCCGCGCACUGCGGAGGGCGGCGGAGGAGCGGCAACUGGCGGGCCGCCGGGAGGCGGAGGCGCUGCGGCUUCGGGCUCAGCUGGAGGAGCUGCAGCGGGAGCGCGCGCGGCUGCAGCGCCUGCUUUGGCGCCUCGAGCCUUGCGCGCGCCUGCUGGGGCAAGUACUGGAGCAGCUGCCCGAGUUCCAAGAGGUCCCCGAGCUGGUGGCGCGCUUCGACUGCCUGACCGACACGCAGGCGGCGCUGAGGCUCACGGAGCGCCAGCGGCUCGCGGAGCUGGAGGAGGCGCGCGCGCGGCUGCGGCGGCUGCGGGACACCUGGCAGGACGAGCUGCUGCGGCAGGGCCAGCGGCGAGCGCAACUGCUGGAGCAACUGGAGGCGGCGCGGGAGCGCACGCUGCACUGGGAAUCCAAGUGUAUUCAGAUCCAGAACACCGGGGCUGAGAAGACCCUGCUCCUGGGACGCACCAGGAUGGCAGCACUCAACCUGUUCCAGCUAGUGUGCCAGCACCAGAGGCGGCCACCUGCCCUGGACAUCAAGGACACCGAGGGGCAGCUGGAGCAGGUGAAGCUCUUCAUCCUGGACCUCUCCACCAUGCUGGCUGGCCUCCAUCAGGCCGAGCCCACCAGCCCCGCCUCCUGA
Messenger RNA from Lipotes vexillifer (Yangtze River dolphin), 930 nucleotides. It is a transcript of the gene CFAP73, whose product is annotated as cilia and flagella associated protein 73. NCBI's taxonomy places the organism in Eukaryota, Metazoa, Chordata, Mammalia, Artiodactyla, Lipotidae. The transcript is spliced from 7 exons. Bases 1 to 930 code for a protein of 309 amino acids. The record is from RefSeq and is a predicted model, not a curated record.